Penicillium bovifimosum is the source of this 1872-nucleotide messenger RNA. RefSeq names its product RibD family protein. The record is from RefSeq and is a predicted model, not a curated record. Gene Ontology annotation, molecular function: 5-amino-6-(5-phosphoribosylamino)uracil reductase activity. The transcript has a single exon. The coding region runs from base 1 to 1872 and encodes 623 amino acids. Lineage: Eukaryota; Fungi; Ascomycota; Eurotiomycetes; Eurotiales; Aspergillaceae. Gene Ontology annotation, biological process: riboflavin biosynthetic process.
AUGGACCAUGCCUCCACCGCGUCUGUCUCCAGCUUAGAGGCUUGCGGCAACGAGGGAUUUUCACACAAUGGAGGUCUCAUGCAGGUAAAGGGUGCCUUGGUAACAGAUGAUCAAACAUUCCAACCACAGUGCGGUACACAAGAACAUGCGAUGGAUCAAGACCUGCAGCAACCCGAAACCACAACACCGAUCAAUCUUUCUGGGGCACUUGAUAAGCAGGCUUCACGCGGAGAUGAGAACGAUUCAACGCAGCACAGUGUGGCCGCUGGACUAAGCCCUGCUCAUAUCGGCAAUGUCCCAGCAGAUCAAGGCCUGAAGGCUACGCCUAGCCUUUUCAACAAUCCACCGAACCUAGCGCGUAUACGAAAGGUUCUAUUCGAGUGUAAAGACCCGAUAGAGAUCAGCCUCGAAGAAUUCGAAACGUAUUGGCCCUUCAUCGACAAUGUGUGGGUUAAGCAGAGAUCAAAUGCAAGCAAAGAGGGCCAUUGCACUACAGACUACUAUAUGUGCCGUUUACGGCGCCCAACUCACCGUACAUCCGAAACUCGCCCACUGCCAGAGGGCAAACGCCCUCGGAAAAAGCGAGUACGAGAAGGAGGAAUUUGCAACUUUCAAAUCAAGGUUGUCCGGUUUGAAGGUGCAUACUCGACCGUCACCAUUGCGAGGACGCCAGGCAGUUGCAACGUCCACUCACAUGACCUCGAUUAUAUCGACCGAGUCAAACGAAAUUCGGGAUUAAUGGAGUAUGCGCGCAAAGAGUCUAUAAAAGGAUACCUGCCUUCUUCCAUUUAUACCAAAUUCCAAGAAGAGCCAGAAAAGCUGGGGGAGGCUGGAGGGCGGUUCUUCACGGUGACGGACGUUCGCAACAUCUCCGCCAAGUGGCGCAUACAAAACCCAGAGGUUGAUCUGGUUGCACACGAGGGAUACGAAUACCAGAAAGGCCAUGGGAUCGUCAAAACCAAAAGCACUGGUGUCAACGAGGCGCCCUCGCCCAAGCAACUAGCCUCGUUGACCUCGUCAUCCUCUUUGCCAUCAGAUACCCUGUCCUUCCCUCGAUUUUCGCUAGAUUUCUUACAUCCUUAUCUUCCCGAUCACUCUGAGCGUCGAGAGUUCCCCCAUGUCACCUUGUCAUACGCGUCGUCAAUGGACUCCAAGAUAUCUCUCCAGCCAGGAAUGCAGACAGUACUGUCUGGACCGGAGGCCAAAUUGAUGACCCAUUAUCUUCGCUCCCGUCACGACGCUAUUCUCGUCGGCGUAGGUACUGUUCUUGCUGAUAACCCGGGCCUCAACUGCCGUCUGGAAGGGGCCGGUGGAUUCGGAGGUCUAGGCAGAAUGUGGCAACCAAGGCCAGUGAUCAUUGAUCCCAUGGGCCGGUGGCCCGUUCAUCCUGAAUGCCGGAUGUUGCGUACUGCUGUGGAAGGCAAAGGCAAAGCCCCAUGGGUCGUGGUGUCCCCCGGGGCACAAAUCAACCCUCAGACUCUGAUGAUGCUCAAGGGCUACGGCGGGGAUUUUCUCCGCAUUGUGGAAUAUAAUCAACACUGGCGAUUACGUUGGGAAGCUGUCUUCCGUGCCUUGGCAUCCGAGGGCAUCAAGAGUGUCAUGAUUGAGGGUGGUGGCACGGUCCUGAGUGAAUUGUUGAACCCGGAGUAUACCAGCUUUAUCGACUCCAUUGUUGUGACAGUUGCUCCCACUUACCUUGGGCGUGGUGGAGUCAAUGUCAGCCCUGAUUCAAAACAAGACCCGGAGGGUACACCCAAUGCAGCACUGAACCCUCGAGACGUCAAAUGGAUGCCAUUGGGUCAGAAUGUAAUUAUGUGUGGGAAGAUUCGCUCCCCAGGGGUGCGUGAAGAAACCAUUCAGCCUAGCCAUUGA